Molecule: messenger RNA, 435 nt
Organism: Sungouiella intermedia
Lineage: Eukaryota; Fungi; Ascomycota; Pichiomycetes; Serinales; Metschnikowiaceae
Source: the annotation of a GenBank genome assembly
AUGCUCUUCGAUUCCACAUUAUGGCUCACUGAGCGACAGAAAUACGGAGUGGCGUCCACUGCCGCAGGAGUGGUGUUUUUCGUCCUCGGCAUCAUGACAUUCUUCGAUUCCAGUCUACUUGCCAUAGGAAACAUCCUCUUUGUCAUUGGCGUUGUUUUAAUCAUUGGGCCAUCGCGUGCCAUCUACUUCUUUGCUAGGCCCACCAAGAUCAAGCCGACUCUUUUUUUCUUUGGAGGCAUCGCGUUGAUCUUGACCAAGCACUCAUUCAUAGGUUUUAUUAUCGAGAGCAUUGGAAUCAUGUUCCUCUUUGGUGAUUUCUUCGGAACCAUCGUGCUGUUUUUGCGGGCCUUCCCUAUUAUUGGGCCUAUUUUGAAGCAUCCGAUGGUGGAGCCCUGGGUGAAUCGUGUUGCUGGCUUGGAUACUUUACCUGUGUGA